AUGUUACAAUACUUUACGCUUCAUGCUAUUAUUCAACUACUCAUUCUCGGUGAAAAUGAUGCGACGAGUUCGGUCGCAUUAACGUCAAAUAAUCAUAAACGAAACUAUGACCCUAAUUUAACACGUAGUGGUGAAUUUAUUGUUGGUAGUGAUUUCCGUGUUCAAGUUGUUUUAAGUGAAGAUUUGAAAAAUCACUUACAUUAUGAUACCUUCAUGACAACAGUUAUAAGUGCUUUGAAAUUUUGGACAAAUGCUUUACAGCCUAAAUUACGAAAUAAACAACCAAUUUUAAUAAAACGAAAGACUGUUUAUUGUCGAAAUCCACUUAACUCAUCCCAACCUGAUUACUCGUAUUCCUGUAAGACCGAAUGCGCUGAAACAACAGAUUGUGCGGGUGUUAUUAUCCCGAAACAUUUUCUUCAGGAUUGUCACUUAGAUGAAAUUAAUCCAGUAAAGAGGAAUAAAAAAAGCCAACCUUCGGCAAGUGAUUUUCUUCUGUUCAUCAGUUCGAAUAAACAACUCUGUUCAAAACACUUGGUACACUCACCUGUCAUAUGUCAGAGGGAUUCAGAAACUGACAGGCCUACCGCAGCUACAAUUUUAAUUUGUUCAGAUUUAAAAUAUAUUGAAGGAAAUCCAAAUCACUUGAAAAGAAUUUUGAUGCAUAAAUUAGGACAUGCUUUUGGGUUUGCAUAUUCCAUGUUUCCAUACCUACGUCAUUCCAAUAAUGAACCGAGAACAAAACGUAAUAAUCUAACUCGUGAACCAGACUUACCAGAUUCAGCAAAUGAUGGUUUAAGAGCUGACAGUAAUACCAUUAAAUAUGUGAAUCGAACAUGGUCAACUGUUUCCGGUGAGCAUCAAUUCAAACGGAUUGGCCUAACUUUGCCCGGUGUAUUAAAUUUCGCAAGAAGUCAUUUUAAUUGUAGUGAACUUGAUGCUGUUGAUCUAGAAUCCGAUGGAGACAUUGAAACACGAUUGAAUCAUUUUGAGCGCCGAUUAUCCAUUGGUGAAAUAAUGUCUUCAAAACUUGAUAUCAUGGCUUCUGUAUCUAACUUAACUCUGAACUACUUUAACGAAACUGGAUGGUAUAAUGUAAGUUUUUCUAUGGCUGAACAAUGGAACUGGGGUCGCAACCAAGGUUGCAACUUUAUUUUCAACAGCUGUAGUCAAUUCAAUCAAAUUCAAAAUUCGAAUCAUCACAGUAAAUCUCCUUGGUGUACUGAAUUACCCUCGGCAACUUCCAGUGGCCGAUGCGCAUUACAUACGAAUGCAUAUGGGGUAUGCAACUUAUUGAUGCAUUCUUCACAUCUCAAACCGGAACAUCAAUAUUUUAAUAACGUACCUAAUAUACCACCUGAGCUACAGGGAAAUAUCGGGGGAUUUGACAUUUUAGCUGAUCACUGUCCAUAUAUUUCGGUAUUUGAUAAUAUUCGUGGUACAAACAUGAAUUCACAUUGUGAGGAUACUAACAACCGGAAAUAUCAGAACAUGUUAAGUGAUCUUAACGAUCACUAUUACGGAAAGUCUUCUCGAUGUAUUCAAUUCGGAAGAACCUACGAUUCAUCAUAUUAUGAUGGCUACAAUACAACUAACGCAGGAUGUUUUAAAGUGAACUGUUCCAUAAAUUUGAAUCACCAAGUGAUGUUUAAAGGGAAAUGGUAUCCAUGCCCAACCGAAGGUGGAACUAUUCGGAUAGAUAACCAAACUGUCAGCUAUGAUUGGUUAGAAUGUCCUUCAUAUAAUGUUACGUGUUCGGCAUACAAAAGAAAAGAGAGAGUUGCACCACAGAAUACAAGGAAAAGGAAUUUUAGAAAAUGACUGUGUCUCUUGAUUAAUCGGUAAUAAAACUGAUUUGGAAACACCAGUCUUAGUUUUUUUCGCCAUACAUUUGACAACAAGUUUGACUAAUUAACAUGCACGAUAAACAGCGUUUUAUUCAAUACAAAUAUUUAUACUUCGAAAGCAAAUGAUAUGUCAAUGUCAGUAAGAGGGUAUGCAAUAAGAAACUAAACAGUAAGACUCCUGUCAAUGCCAUUUCUAUUUCUUUGAAUAAAUGUAGAUGAAAAGUAGGUUUCGAGAUUAUUCUUGUCAGCAGUUCGCUUUUUACCAUAGUUAUGUUGAUUUUAUGAACAGAGCAUAUCGCAUUGAACAACUGCUAGUGAUCUCUAUUUAUUGUUAUAUGUUGUGAGUGAGGAAUAGUGAAAAGUAUGUAAAAGUUAGGGUGAAACGGUGGAAGGAAAAUUGAACUGAUGGGCGGUUUGACUGAGAUUUCAA
Messenger RNA from Schistosoma turkestanicum, 2277 nucleotides. Lineage: Eukaryota; Metazoa; Platyhelminthes; Trematoda; Strigeidida; Schistosomatidae. The record is from the annotation of a GenBank genome assembly.